This is a messenger RNA of Jaculus jaculus (lesser Egyptian jerboa), 3491 nucleotides long. It is a transcript of the gene Cwc22, whose product is annotated as CWC22 spliceosome associated protein homolog. Bases 547 to 3264 code for a protein of 905 amino acids. Lineage: Eukaryota; Metazoa; Chordata; Mammalia; Rodentia; Dipodidae. The transcript has 21 exons. The record is from RefSeq and is a predicted model, not a curated record. Gene Ontology annotation, molecular function: protein binding; RNA binding. Gene Ontology annotation, cellular component: catalytic step 2 spliceosome. Gene Ontology annotation, biological process: mRNA splicing, via spliceosome.
UGGGCAGCGCGAUCCAGGCGCGGAUCCCUUGGAGCCACGAACUCAUCGGGCUUGCUAAAGUCCCUUUCCUCCCCGCCGGACCGGAGUCCCAGGACUUGGGGGUGGGAUUAAUGAGCUGCCCUAUUUCCCAAAGCAGGACCUCAGUAGUUGGCAUGGUGGACAUUUCACGAGUCUCCUUUUUCAUUUACAAGACCAGUAAAUACUGAGUCUUUGUUGAUAGUCCCGAGCAGUCUUUGUUUCUCGUCGUGUGUGUUCUCAUCAGUUAUCCUUCAUAACUUGAACUGCCUCUACCCCGUAACUCCUAGAUCUGCACUCUCCACCAAGCUGCAGAUCCACGUGUCUUCAGGUCGCCGUGUGUUUCAUUGAGCGUCUGUGGUUCUUAUCUGUGAAAGGAUUGGGUGUACUAGGAGCUGCAUAGCCACUUCUCAAGUGGAAGUCCAGGUGAUGUUUGGAGACGGAAAUAGUAAGCAUCCAGGGAAUUCAGAUCAUUGAGUUGCUUGGACCACCUUGAGGACUCUGAUUCAUUGAGUCAGCUGAUACCAGAACAUGAAAAGUAGUGUGGCACACAUAAAAUAUUCUUCUGGCCAUGACAGAAGAGAAAACUAUAGUUCCUAUGAGAGAACCUCCUCUCCAGAAGACAGAUACACAGAACAAGAAAGGUCCCCCCGAGGCAGAGAUCACUCUGAUCACAGCAGGUCAGACUAUGAACGCUCAAGAAGAGCGCAUUCUUACGACGACAGUAUGGAAUCACGAAGCAGGGACCGAGAAAAACGCAGAGAAAGAGAUAUGGAUCGGAAACGGUCCCGGAAAUCUCCAUCUCCUGGAAGAAGCCCAGAACCACCAAUGAGCCAGAGUUCUGCCCAGGAUGAGCCUUCUACCAAGAAGAAGAAAGAGGAGCUGGAUCCUCUCCUCACUCGCACAGGCGGGGCAUACAUUCCUCCUGCAAAGCUCAGGAUGAUGCAAGAACAGAUUACAGACAAAAACAGCUUAGCAUACCAGAGGAUGAGCUGGGAGGCCCUAAAGAAAUCGAUCAAUGGUCUUAUCAACAAAGUCAACAUUUCCAAUAUAAGUAUUAUCAUUCAAGAGCUACUUCAAGAAAAUAUUGUUCGAGGAAGAGGACUGCUGUCUAGAUCAGUUUUGCAAGCCCAGAGUGCUUCUCCCAUCUUCACUCAUGUUUAUGCAGCUUUGGUGGCAAUUAUCAACUCAAAAUUUCCACAAAUUGGAGAAUUAAUCCUCAAGAGGUUAAUUCUUAAUUUUCGGAAAGGGUAUCGAAGGAAUGAUAAGCAACUUUGUCUGACAGCUUCGAAAUUUGUGGCACAUCUUAUUAACCAAAAUGUCGCACAUGAAGUUUUAUGCUUAGAGAUGCUGACUUUGCUAUUGGAAAGACCAACAGAUGAUAGUGUUGAAGUAGCUAUUGGUUUUCUUAAAGAAUGUGGCCUCAAAUUAACACAAGUGUCACCACGAGGGAUCAAUGCUAUCUUUGAGCGCCUUCGAAACAUCCUGCAUGAGUCUGAAAUCGACAAAAGAGUCCAGUACAUGAUUGAGGUGAUGUUUGCAGUACGGAAAGAUGGGUUCAAGGACCAUCCAGUUAUCCUGGAAGGACUUGACUUGGUGGAAGAAGAUGAUCAGUUUACCCAUAUGCUCCCUUUGGAGGAUGACUAUAAUCCAGAAGAUGUUCUUAAUGUCUUCAAGAUGGAUCCUAAUUUUAUGGAGAAUGAAGAGAAGUACAAAGCUAUUAAGAAGGAAAUUCUUGAUGAAGGAGACAGUGAUUCAAACACAGAUCAAGAUGCUGGAAGUAGUGAAGAUGAGGAAGAAGAGGAGGAGGAAGAAGGAGAAGAUGAUGAAGAAGGACAAAAAGUGACUAUUCAUGAUAAAACAGAAAUUAAUCUAGUCUCAUUUCGUCGUACAAUAUAUCUUGCUAUUCAAUCAAGUUUAGAUUUUGAAGAGUGUGCUCACAAAUUGCUGAAAAUGGAGUUUCCUGAGAGCCAAACAAAAGAACUUUGUAAUAUGAUACUUGAUUGCUGUGCCCAGCAAAGGACUUAUGAGAAGUUUUUUGGCUUACUAGCUGGGCGAUUUUGCAUGCUGAAAAAGGAAUACAUGGAAUCAUUUGAAAGUAUAUUCAAAGAACAGUAUGAUACCAUCCAUCGCUUGGAAACAAACAAAUUGAGAAAUGUUGCUAAGAUGUUUGCUCACCUUUUAUAUACUGAUUCACUUCCAUGGAGUGUUCUUGAAUGUAUAAAACUGAGUGAAGAAACCACUACAUCAUCCAGUAGAAUUUUUGUCAAAAUAUUUUUCCAGGAACUGUGUGAAUACAUGGGUCUUCCUAAGCUCAAUGCAAGACUAAAGGAUGAAACCCUCCAGCCAUUCUUUGAAGGACUGUUACCCCGAGACAACCCAAGAAACACUCGGUUCGCCAUCAACUUCUUUACUUCUAUAGGCCUUGGUGGUUUAACGGAUGAAUUGCGUGAGCAUCUUAAAAAUACACCAAAGGUCAUCAUAGCACAGAAGCCAGAUGUGGAGCAGAACAAGUCCCCGACCUCUUCUUCCUCAGCAUCAUCAUCUUCAACAUCGGAGUCCUCAGACUCAGAUUCAGAUUCUGACAGCAGUGAGAGCAGUUCAGGGUCCUCCAGUGAGGAGAGCAACUCUUCGUCCUCCAGUAGCCAGAGCUCUGCCUCAGGUAAAGACUUAAGGAAGAAGAGACAAGGGAAGGCCAGAAGUAAAGAAGUACACAAAUUGACCCAGGACAGACAAGCCAGUGAUCGGAGACAAGAAGAAAGAAGAAGAGAACAAAGGCACCAGGGGACAAGGACUGAGAGAGAAAGAAGGCCAGAAAGACAUAGGGAUCAAAACUCAAGAGAUCCAACGUGGAGAGAUCCCAUAGCAAAAUACACAUCAGACAGAAGUGCCCCUCCUGAAGGAAAUAGCUACUCUAGAGUUGGGAAUGACCGAGACAAGGAAAUGUAUGCAGAUUUGGAAAAUAAGCAUGGUGAUCCAAGAAAGAAGAGAGGAGAGAGAAGAAAUUCAUUUUCUGAAAAUGAGAAACAAAGAACCCGAAAUCAGGACAGUGAACAUUUUAGAAGAAAAGAUCGAUCAAAGUCAAGGGAGAGAACUAAAAAACACUCAAGCUAUAGCAAUGAUGAAGAUAGGUAUCAGAAUGGUGCUGACAGACGUUGGGAAAGAUCUGACAGAUACUCUGAACAUUCCAGAGAGUUAAAGAAAAGUCAGGACCGGAGAAGAGAAAAGUCACCAACAAGGCAAAAAUAAUUCUGUGAAAUAACAUAAAUUGGACAUGCCUUAUACUUAGUUCAAAUGAAGUAUUUUUACAUUAAUGAACUUUAUAGAGAACCUUGUAUAAAAAGACUUGUUUGCAUUUGUAAAUUUUAAAACUGUUUUCAUUUCAGUGUAUUUUAUAAUUGAUGUAUCUCACAGUCCUACAUGUAAAAUUAUUGGGACAAAAAGAUUCUGAACAGAAAAGGAAUGUAAGUCUUGUU